CGACUUUCGGAAAGUUAAGGCAAACACUUUCUUCCUCUCUACUCACGGCCCAGGACAAAGUGACCAAGAUGUCUCCGCGGCCUUCCCUGAUACCUGACACGGAGGCGACGCCCCCCAUCGAGGAGAAACAGGGGGCGGCGGCGGCGCCCUCCACCCCACCCGUCGCCGCCAAGCCGGAACCCGGCAAACCGCCCAGCAGAGCGGGCGCCUGCCGCGUCUGUCUGAAGGCCUUCAAGCCGGACGACUUCAGCAGGACCUGUGCCGAGUGCACGCAGAGGGUGUGCGAGGACUGCGCCAGCUACAGCAAGCUGGCCGAGGACGAGGACCCCGCCAACUGGACGUGCAGCGUGUGUCGCAGGAAGCUGCAGUCGCGGGCCGCCCUGGCCCAAGACUCGAACGAGAGUUUAUUAGAAAUUCCAAUCCAGGAGCUGCAGAGGCGGCACUCAGAAGCCAGACUGGGAACGGGCGGUGGCUUGACGGUGGGCGGCGUGGGGAGCGGUCUGGCGCCCCCCAGGAGUCCGGAACUCCGCAGGCAUUCGGACGUGUCCCCCGCAUCGCUGAAGGAACUGGAAAAGUUAAAGGCCGGCGGCAACAAAACCCCCGAUCCAGACUGGUCGCGAGGCCGAGGUGGCCGCAGCACCGCCUGCAGCAGACAGAACAGCCCGCCGCGAGAAUCAACAGCGGCACCGGCCCAGCCCUCGCGCUCCCGAAGGGCCUCGAGGGUGGCGCGCCAGCACAGCUACGACGACGAGGUGAAGGGCGCCCUGGCCCCGUCCGGGGCGCCCGAAGGCGGCCUAGGCCUGCCGGCGCCCAUGCCCAGGCGGGCGUCGGCCUACGACGUCUUCUCCGUGCCCGGCCUCAGCACAGUGACAGCGCCUACGGGGGGCAUGGGCAGGAGGCCCUCCUUCAGGGCCCCCCCGCCCGAGCCGGCCAGUCCCCCCAGCCCAGACGCGGGGCCGCCCACCCUGGCCGCCCCCGAGGAGGACCGCAGGACCAGGAGGAGGGGAUCGCACCUGCCGGACCUGGCGGGGAUCCGCACGAUGGCGACGCCGAGACCUACGCCCGCCCUGGAGGACCUGGAGGCCGCACCGAGACGCCAGGCGUCGGUCGACGCGGAAGCCAUACGGAUCGUCAUCCACGACGUAGACUCAGGGUCCGCUGUAGCGGCACAGAAACGCGUCGUACUCAGAAGGGACCCGUCCGACAAAGCGCACAGAAGUGAUUUGUCCCGCGGUUUCGGGAUGCGCGUGGUUGGCGGCAAGACGGCCCCCGACGGCCGGCUCUUCGCCUACAUCGUGUGGACGGUGCCGUGCGGGCCUGCCGAGAAGGGCGGCCUGCAGCAGGGCGACAAGGUGCUGGAGUGGGGCGGCGUGUCCCUCAUCGACCGCUCCUUCGAGGAGGUGUGCGCCAUCAUGGACCGCACCGGCGACACCGUCGACCUGCUGGUGGAGCACGCCACCGACCUGAGGAUGUGCGACCUCCUGGACGACCCCAUCCCCCCGCCCAGCUCGUGCAGGAAACCCUCGGACGCCGCAAUAUCGGCGCUUCAUGUUGAACCGGAAACAGACAAAGCACCCUCAUCGCCUACAAGACGGAAACUACCCAAAACACCGGAACAGCUCGCAAGGGAGCGAUGCGUUUCGGGAAGGAUCCAAAUUCAGGUAUGGUAUCACGACGAGCGGAAGGAAUUGGUUGUAGCCGUACUAGCCGGAGACGAUUUGGCCCCCCGUGACGAUAGUUUGGGGUUUGGUGCCCUUCCAGAGGCUUACGCCAGAUUAUGUUUGCUCCCGCUAACAACGGAAGACCACUGCGUGCAGACGGAGGUAGCCCCGGUCAGCCAGAACCCCAUCUGGAAUGCCAACCUAAGCUUCCCCGGGGUGCCCGGCGAGGAACUCAUGGAACGCGUCCUAGAAAUAACCUUAUGGGACUUGAUUCCCCACAACGAACACGCAUUCCUCGGCGAAUGCUCCGUAGACCUCCAGAAGGCGUUCCUAGACGACAGGGCGGUGUGGUGCCGGCUAGAAGACCCCAGACAGCUACGAGGAAAGUCGCCACAUACCUCGCCUAGAGGUUCCAUCGCCGGUACCGGCAAACGCGGCGAUUUCGGCAACCAGAGAAGCGUAUCCGACGAUUUGGACUCCAUCGGGGAAUGCGCCAGUCUGUUGCACCCCGACCACGCUUGGGGGUCCCGGAGGGGUUCAUCUCAGUCUGAGCAGCUGGAGGUGGAGGUGUACGAGCUGGGAAAGGACUUCUCCAGGUCGCUUCCCGGUUCCCGUAGAUCCUCUUUCCAGUCGCCGCAGGAACAGCAGACCGCGGAACAGGAAAGGCCAGCGGUACCGCCCCCUUCUUCUUACAAUCGGGAUCGGAGAAGGAGCAGCUGCACGAGGAUGUUAAGGGAUCCGGAGGAGAUCCUGAAAUCGCUGAAAGCGGUUAAAGGGGAGCUCGGAAGGACUAUGAGCUUAACUGGAGACAAAAGGGGUAGAAGAUCGGCAAGCGGACCUUCGGGUAGGGAGGGCCGAAAAGACAGCGUCUUGGAGGUAGCGGAAACGGCGAAGGAGAGCCCCCCCUCCAGUCCCGAACGCACCUCGCCCCCUCGCUUGGGCCCGGGACAAAUAAAACCCAGGGGAUUCCGCCUCUCCAGCACUCGCCCGGUGGAGAUCAAGCUGGGCCUGCUGAUGACCAAAGGCCAGUUGGAGGUCGAGGUGGUGUGCGUCCGCCACAUCCCCCCCAGGGAAACCCCGCCAGACACCUACGUGAAAUGUUACCUCCGCGACGGGGAACGCUGGCUGCAAAAGAAGAAGACGCGGGUGGUCAAGCACUCCUGCGAGCCUCAGUUCCGACAGACUCUGAAGUACCAGGCGUGUGACGUACUGGGACGCAGCCUGGUGGUCAUGCUCUGGGAGAGGCAGGGAGGUUUCGAACACAACCAGGGCCUGGGGGGAGCGGAGGUCGCCCUGGAUUCGCUUACGCUCACCCACCUGACUACGGGAUGGUACCCGUUGUUCCCCAUUCACUCCCUCGGCUCCGACUCGAACGAUUCGCCUUGACCUGCUCCGGAGAGUCCAUAGAGAGCUCGUUUGCAUUAAACAUUCCGUAAUACUUGAAUUUUCUUUCCGUGGGGAAGCCGUUGAGUAGCGGGAAUUGUUUAAUUCCCAUUAUUGGCGACUUUCCCUCAGUAUGAUUUCGAAAUUUAGAAUAUUUUUUUAUUAUUUAGGUUUUUGUUCCCUACAGUUGAAAAUAAGUCGCAUUCUCCCGGAGACUACCAAAACAAAAACGCGCACCUCCUUAUUUCAUUGCUGCGAUCGGAAAAACAUUAACUUUGCCCCUGCUCACGUACCGUUGCGGUAAAGGAUCAUCGUCAAAAAAAAAUCACACACUACGUAAUUGUAAAUCAUAUCAGUUAUUUAACAAAUCACUAUUGUAAGGACCAAUAUUUUAUACAUUCGUUAUUAAAAUUAUUUUUCUAUCGAUUUA
This is a messenger RNA of Anoplophora glabripennis (Asian longhorned beetle), 3474 nucleotides long. RefSeq names its product regulating synaptic membrane exocytosis protein 2 (gene Fife). Gene Ontology annotation, biological process: calcium ion-regulated exocytosis of neurotransmitter; positive regulation of synaptic transmission; regulation of synaptic plasticity. The record is from RefSeq and is a predicted model, not a curated record. NCBI's taxonomy places the organism in Eukaryota, Metazoa, Arthropoda, Insecta, Coleoptera, Cerambycidae. Gene Ontology annotation, molecular function: small GTPase binding; transmembrane transporter binding. The coding region runs from base 69 to 3047 and encodes 992 amino acids. Gene Ontology annotation, cellular component: cytoskeleton of presynaptic active zone; presynaptic membrane. The transcript is spliced from 11 exons.